UAAUCUUCUACUGUUAAUCAUACACCUUUGCCCACCAACGUCUUAUAAGUCUAGUCGUACGUAUGUCGUGACCUGACAUGUACAGUGUAUAUCGCGUAGGCAGUACAACGCGCUUGAAAAUUCAUCUUGUCAACAAUAUACCGUGGACACUUUUUCAGAACAGAUGAAGAAUGAAUUAAUAUGUUUAGAUAUUACUAUUGUCGGAUGCGCUGGACAUACUGCUCGUUAAACGUCCGAGCUGAAUGUUGGAGUGAGCAGUUGUCCGGAAAUCUUCUUCUCACCCCAAGCUCCUUACACGAACGAGACGGUGUCCUUGCGGAUUUUCACGGCGGCAGGUGUCCAGUGAGCGAGAGCCUGUGGUACGGUAGCUAACGGUAGGACUGGGCUAUUUGCGUGAUCGCGUGGCACACGGCCCUGUCCUUCACACCAUGAGAACGUGGACAAGAUAUAUUGUUCUUCUCAUCAUUGUGACCGCAGGCUCCACGCUGUUGUACCUCAGUUUCAGCAAUGGAAAUGAAAACGAUAUUGAAACAGUUCAAGAAAAUAAGCACGAAAUAUGGGACAGCCAACACCAGCAAGCCCAACCAAUCGGGGGAGGUCACCAUGAUCAGGAGGGUGGGCAUGCCGGAAAGCAAAGGGAAGGAUUCUUCAGCCAGUUUGCCAACAUUCCAAGGUGGAAGAAGCGGGACCAUGCCUGGAAUGGGCUGGCCUUUGCCAAUGAGGUGGAGCAGCACCGGGCAGCCUACUCCAGGCGUCCCAGCAGCAAGAGCCCAUUCCUGGAUCAGAUGCGGUGUACGCCUCGCCACAACAUCACAUUCCUCAAGGUGCACAAGACAGGCAGCAGCACCCUUCAGAACAUCUUCCUGCGCUAUGGCCAGCGCCACAAGCUGACCUUUGUGCUGCCUCCGCAGGGCCACCACCUGGGCUUCCCGGACUUCUUCGACCGCCACCACAUGUUGCCAGUGGAGAACGGGAUCUACAACAUCUUCUGUCACCACGCCCGAUUCAGCCAGGUCGUCAUGGACAUCAUGCCGCCCAAUUCCAUCUACAUCAGCAUCCUGCGAGAUCCUGUCCAUGUCUUUGAGAGCGCUUUUACGUACUUUAAAAUUGCUCCACGCAUCAACAUGGGCAACGAUGCUGACGCCAUGGCCAAGUUUCUUGAAGACCCCGUCACUUAUUAUGAAAGUGCACCGAGCACAGUGCACAUGCGCAACAACAUGCUGUACGACUUUGGCGUGCCCACUAUAAAAUUUGAUGACACGGACUUCAUCGAGGAAGCAAUCCAGCUGAUUGACAAGCAGUUCUCCUUGAUUCUGAUUGCCGAAUACUUUGAGGAAUCACUGAUCCUGCUCCGAGACGCCCUCUGUUGGCGGACCGAGGACAUGGUGGUGUUCAAGAUGAACACCCGCAAGAAGACAGCAGUGGACACAUUAGGGACAGACUUGCAGAGCAAGAUCCGCACCUGGAACAGUGGAGACACGCUGCUGUACGACCACUUCAACAAAACGCUGUGGCACAAGAUCGAGCAGUACGGAACGGAGCGGAUGGCCAGGGAGGUCAAGGAACUUCGGGCAUUGACAGAGAGUUACUACAAGCUCUGCAUUAAAACAGACACAGCCGACAGAAAGGAAGGGGUGUUUGACGUGUGGCAACCCCCAGGAGUUAAGAUCAACGCCUUUGUGCUCAAGGAAUCGGCCAGCCACAACCCCAUCUGCGAGAACAUGGUGCGGCCGGAGAUUGUCUACACAGCCCAGUUGCGAGAGGCUCAGUUUCCCAAUCGUUCUUUUCGGAAAUUUCAGCGUAACUGGAGGAGACGAAGACCCCCGGUAAUUUAGGAUUUAGAAAAAAAAUCUGAAUGUGUAAUGAAGAUGCCAUCCAAUCCGGACGAGGAGGGUGCAUCCUUGCAGGGUGCAUCCCUGAUUGGGGGGGGACACAUGUAAUAUUCAUCGUGCUGUACACAAACAGUGUAAAGGUAUGCACAUGUAUGUA
Acanthaster planci (crown-of-thorns starfish) is the source of this 1989-nucleotide messenger RNA. Its product is annotated as galactosylceramide sulfotransferase-like. The record is from RefSeq and is a predicted model, not a curated record. Gene Ontology annotation, biological process: glycolipid biosynthetic process. Gene Ontology annotation, cellular component: membrane. Gene Ontology annotation, molecular function: galactosylceramide sulfotransferase activity. Lineage: Eukaryota; Metazoa; Echinodermata; Asteroidea; Valvatida; Acanthasteridae.